Molecule: messenger RNA, 1746 nt
Organism: Polistes dominula (European paper wasp)
Lineage: Eukaryota; Metazoa; Arthropoda; Insecta; Hymenoptera; Vespidae
Gene: Wdr37
Product: WD repeat domain 37
Molecular function (GO): protein binding
Source: RefSeq, a predicted model, not a curated record
GAUUGUUUCAUUCAAAGAGAAGCUCACUCAAUAAGUUUGAGCUUUGAUUAAAUAUAUACAUAUAUUUGAUUGUAUUAUACCGUGGCAAUAAAACUAUUUGCACAAUCUAUUUUGCAUUAACAUUAAUCUGUGAACCAUGCCCGGAGAACCAUCUGUAACAAGCGCUAACAAAGCAAGCGGGAAAACCAAAAGAAUCUCAAUACCUCGUGUUCAAAGCAGCACAGAUACAGAAUUGCAGUCACAACAAAGUCAAAGUGGCUCUACACCAUUACAGCCUCUAGCACUGCACUAUGUAAGCUUUCGAUCAGAUAUCGAGGAAAGUCCUAUACCACCCGCACUGCGUUGUCGAUUAUUUGAUCUAUUUCAACAAAUUGAGAAAGAAUUUGAGAUGCUCUGCACAGAAAAUCUUGGAUUACAGGAAAAAAUAGAUAUAUUGAAUGAUCGAUUGGAAAGAGAAUGCUAUGGCUCUGGAGAACGCAGCCUACCUCCAGGAGAUAUUGCAGACUACCCAGAUACAAAAACGCUUUCCAAACAAAAAUCUAUGGUUAGCUCGUCUGCCCAGAAAAUAAAGACUUCACACAAACUUAAAGCUCAAACCAGUAAAAUUGUAUCAAGCUUUAAAAAUCCAACGAUGUCCUGUACUCUGCAAAAAGAAUAUGUUGGUCAUAGAGAUGGCGUAUGGGAAGUUUCAGUAGGUAGAUUGGGUCAACCAAUUAUAGCAACUGCAUCUGCAGAUCAUACGGCACGAGUUUGGGCAUCAGAUUCUGGACGAUGUUUGCUACAAUAUAUAGGUCACAAUGGUUCUGUAAAUUCUGUGAGAUUUCAUCCAACUAGAGAUCUUGCUUUAACGGCAAGUGGAGAUGGCUCUGCUCAUGUAUGGCAAGCAGCGGUUGAUUGGGAUUUACCUAAAAGAGUACCAUCCAUGGAAGAACUUUCAACGAUGGGUGCAGAAAGAACAGCUGCGAGCAGCAUUAUUAGCAACAAUGAGGAACUAGAGGAACCCCCUACUUUACGAACUCCAAUAAGAGAACUUGUAGGUCAUAUGGGUGUAGUCAUGGCAGCCGAUUGGCUACCUGGUGCUGAACAAAUAGUUACAGCAUCCUGGGAUAGAACUGCUAAUUUAUAUGAUACAGAAACUGGAGAAAUAAUUCAUACUCUUUGUGGACAUGAUCAAGAACUGUCACAUGUGUCUACUCAUUAUAUGCAAAGAUUAUGUGUCACAUCAAGUCGGGAUAGUACAUUUCGUUUGUGGGAUUUUAGAGAACCUAUACAUUCUGUAUCUGUUUUUCAAGGUCACACAGAAACAGUAACUUCGGCAGUUUUUACACGAGAGGAUAAAAUUGUAUCAGGGUCUGACGAUAGAAGUGUUAAAGUAUGGGAACUACGUAAUAUAAGAAGUCCUUUAGCGACAAUUCGCGGUGAUAGUGCUGCUAAUAGAUUGGCUGUUUCAAGUAUAGGAGUUGUAGCUAUACCACAUGACAAUAGACAAAUACGUUUAUUUGAUUUAACUGGACAACGUUUAGCAAGAUUACCAAGGACUAGUAGACAGGGUCAUCGCAGAAUGGUCUGUUCAGUAGCAUGGGCAGAAGAUAGCAGUAGUAUUUGUAACUUUUUUUCUUGCGGAUUUGAUAGAUUAGUGGUAGGAUGGAGUAUUCUUCCUGUCAAAGAUGCCUGAGCAUCAAAAUCUGUUAGUAUUAGAUCGAUCCUUACAUUAGAAUAACAUUGGACAGAGAGGCAAUGUAGAAA